Acinonyx jubatus (cheetah) is the source of this 1741-nucleotide messenger RNA. RefSeq names its product WAP four-disulfide core domain 1 (gene WFDC1). Gene Ontology annotation, molecular function: peptidase inhibitor activity. Lineage: Eukaryota; Metazoa; Chordata; Mammalia; Carnivora; Felidae. Gene Ontology annotation, cellular component: extracellular region. Gene Ontology annotation, biological process: regulation of cell growth. Bases 620 to 1333 code for a protein of 237 amino acids. The record is from RefSeq and is a predicted model, not a curated record. The transcript is spliced from 12 exons.
AGGUGCUGCUGGGCCCGAGCCUGCUUGUGCGCCCAGGCUGAAGAGGUUAAAGGUCAGGGGAGUGACACUUCCUUAAGUUCAACUUAAGUUGAACCCCACCCCAGCCCGUCAUCUCUGUCAUUUGGAUGGCGCUCCCUUCUAGAAGCUGUCACCUUGGUCCCUGUGGGCAAGGUCAAAGGUCCGGAAUGAAGGAGUGGAGCAGAGCCACCGUGCAGCCCUGAACUGCUAACAUUUGGCCUUUCGUGUGAAAGAGAACCAAGCAGCUGCCUGUUCGAGACAUUGUUACUUGCAGGCAAAUCCAGUCCUCACUGAUGAGCAAGAGUGGAAUCCUCCACAGCCGUGAAGACGGGUCCCGAGCCGGAAACCAACAUGGGUGAAAGAAGCCGGAUGUGAAGGAAUACACGCGCUGAAUGAUUCCAUCCUAGGACAGACCGGAACAGGCAAAACUAGGAUACUGUCCGAGAGCUGGGCAAGCAGCACCCCGUCCAGUUCUGGAACCUUUUCAUCACCCCGGAAAGUAAACAGGGACCUGCUAACAGUCACUCCCCGGCUGCCCCCACUCUCCCAGCCCCGGGCAGUCACGAUUCUCCGGUCCGAGUUACCCACUCUCGCCGCGUGUAUGCAGGGAUGUGCCUCUGGAUGGAGUCAUUUCUCCGGACCCCUUCACCGGCCCCCACCUGCUGCUCUGGAGGGAGAGAGGCCUUGGCAGGCGCCCAGCAGGCCCCUCGCUCGGCGCAGAGGACCUGCAAGGCCAUGCCAGCCCCAAGGCUUUCCCAGAGGAAACCUCGCCCCCGGAUCCGCAGGAAGUCACAGUCAGGGGCUGGCCGAGGAGGCGGGGAGCCCCCGGCAGCCCCGCGCAGACCGCUGCCCGCCGCCGCCGCGCUCGAUGCCCCCGGGCGCCUGCCAGGCCGCGCGCUGCCAGGCCGACUCCGAGUGCCCGCGGCACCGGCGCUGCUGCUACAACGGCUGCGCCUACGCCUGCCUGGAGGCCGUGCCGCCCCCGCCAGUUUUAGACUGGCUAGUGCAGCCGAAACCUCGAUGGCUUGGUGGCAACGGCUGGCUCCUGGAUGGCCCUGAGGAGGUGUUGCAAGCCGAGGCCUGCAGCACCACGGAGGACGGGGCGGAGCCCCUCCUCUGCCCCUCGGGCUACGACUGCCACAUCCUGAGCCCCGGAGAUGUGGCCGAAGGCAUCCCCAACCGCGGGCAGUGUGUCAAACAGCGCCGGCAGGCAGAUGGGCGAUUCCUACGACACAAGUUUUACAAGGAAUACCCAGAGGGCGACUCCAAGAAUGUGGCCGAGCCCGGAAAAGGACCCUUGAGGCACUUUCAGUGAGGCAAUGGGGCAGCCAACGCGCAGGAACAUUCUUCCACUUUCUGCUAAGCCUUGGAAACCGUUGGACCAAACACGAUUUGACCCCCGGAGGCCAUGCCCAGCUCAACAGAGAUACUCAGACACAGGACACCCGGCUCUCGAUGCCAGCAUGACCCGCCUGGCUGGGUGACUUCGCGGGAGCACUGGGUCCCCGUGUGACCAUCCGGGGAACACAGCACACCUAGCAGCCCCGCUAGACCCGGAGACCCCACGGAGCCCACCCUGGAAGAGGUCACUGCCUUUGUGAGCUGUGUCAAGCCCCUUUCCGUGUCUGUGUUGUUACGCAUUUCUUCCAGAUUUGUCUCUGGGAGGCAUGUCCCUAUGCCAAAUGUUCUCAAAAUAAAGCGCCCCUUACAAAACAGAAACGAA